AUGCAGAGGAGACACAGCAGCAACACGGAUGGCAUGCCCUCUGAAAGGAGCCGUAGCCAAACUCUGGGAUCGGAGAGCAGCCUGGAUGAGGGUGGUGUGUUUGACUGCCUGAAGCCUGACUCACCCGCUUCACCCCAGCAGCUCUUCUCCGGCUUGGUGGGUGUCCCUUCUGGCUCUGUCUCCUCUGCCCAGUUCCAGGCAGCCGGCUUAGUCCUGGGCUCUCCCCCUGAAGUUUUUAUCCAGAUGACCGCAUCGUCCAGAGAAGAAGGGGGCCCCCACCGCUCGGAGGGUGGACCCUUCCUCCCUCGCCCGCCUCAGCACCACCAUCAUCACCAUCACCAUUUCCACCACCAGCCCCUACAGCACAGGACCUCCUCUCUGCUCCAGCAGGCCACGACAGCAGCCAGCUCUGAGAGGCAUGGCUCCAGGGAGGAGGCUCAGGAGGACCCGUCCACUCCAGCCCCCGCUCUCUCUGAGCUGAAGGCAGUAGUCACCUGGCUGCAGAGGGGCUUCCCCUUCAUACUCAUUCUGCUGGCUAAAGUCUGCUUUCAGCAUAAGCUAGGUAUUGCUGUGUGUGUGGGGAUGGCCAGCACAUUCGCCUAUGCCAAUUCCACAUUCAGGCACCAAGUUUCAUUACGGGAGGAUCGCUCUAUAUUUGUCGCUCUGUGGAUCAUCAUGUUCCUUUCGGGGAACAUUGUGUACAUCUACUACACAUUCAAUCAAGAGGAACUGCACAACAGCCUCAUAUUUGCGAAGCCCAACCUCAACAGCUUUGACUUCUUUGAUCUAAUCUGGGCGGUGGGCAUCACAGACUUUGUCCUUAAAUACUUCACAAUCGGGUUGAAAUGCUUUGUCCUCUUUCUGCCCAAGAUUCUCCUGGCCUUCAAAUCCAGGGGUAAGUUCUACCUGCUGAUUGAAGAGCUGAGCCAGCUUUUUCGGGCUCUGGUGCCCAUCCAGCUGUGGUACAAGUACAUAAUGGGAGAAGACCCUUCUAACAGUUACUUCCUGGGAGCCAUGCUCAUUAUCAUCUACAGCCUCUGCAAGUCCUUUGACAUCUGUGGACGUGUGUCUGCUAUACGGAAGGCCCUGGUCAUGUUCUGCAGCUCCCAGAGUUAUGGAAUGAGGGCAGGCAGUCAGCAGUGCAGCGAGGCCGGCGACGUCUGUGCUAUUUGUCAGGCUGAUUUCAGAGAACCCAUAGCCCUUCUAUGCCAGCACGUGUUCUGCGAGGACUGCCUGUGUUUGUGGUUUGAUCGGGAGAGAACUUGUCCCCUGUGUCGCUCUACUGUCAUCGAGACGCUGCGCUGCUGGAAGGACGGCACCACCUCAGCUCACUUCCAGAUCUACUAAACUGACAUUUCAUACGCACCCAGGAAGAUGGGAGCGUGCUGUAAUGCGAGUUACACAAUAGAGUGUGUAUUUCUCUCUUUAUGUCAGUGUGGUAGUGCUUUAAGUCACAG
Scomber scombrus (Atlantic mackerel) is the source of this 1457-nucleotide messenger RNA. It is a transcript of the gene rnft2, whose product is annotated as ring finger protein, transmembrane 2. Lineage: Eukaryota; Metazoa; Chordata; Actinopteri; Scombriformes; Scombridae. Gene Ontology annotation, molecular function: ubiquitin protein ligase activity. Gene Ontology annotation, biological process: positive regulation of ERAD pathway. The transcript has 9 exons. The coding region runs from base 1 to 1347 and encodes 448 amino acids. The record is from RefSeq and is a predicted model, not a curated record.